This is a messenger RNA of Polypterus senegalus (gray bichir), 3717 nucleotides long. It is a transcript of the gene snrnp200, whose product is annotated as small nuclear ribonucleoprotein 200 (U5). The record is from RefSeq and is a predicted model, not a curated record. NCBI's taxonomy places the organism in Eukaryota, Metazoa, Chordata, Cladistia, Polypteriformes, Polypteridae. The transcript has 25 exons. Bases 1 to 3465 code for a protein of 1154 amino acids. Gene Ontology annotation, molecular function: ATP binding; RNA binding.
AUGCCUUAUGGUUCCUGCAUCCUGGGUGUCAUAGAUGACAAGGGUUGGCUGGGAUCCCGGCCUGGCCGUGAUAACUUGAGCCAGAGUCAGGUGGAAGAGGAUGAAGUUCAAUGGGAAGGAGUGGAGGAGAAGGCAGAGAUAGAAGAGAAACUUGAGCUUCAGAAACUUCUGGAGAGAGUUCCAAUUCCAGUGAAAGAAAGUAUAGAGGAGCCAAGUGCUAAGAUCAAUGUGCUUCUGCAAGCAUUCAUUUCUCAAUUAAAGCUGGAAGGAUUUGCUCUGAUGGCUGACAUGGUGUAUGUGACACAGUCUGCAGGACGUCUAAUGAGAGCCAUCUUUGAAAUUGUUUUGAAUCGCGGGUGGGCUCAGCUCACGGACAAAACACUGAACUUGUGCAAGAUGAUUGAUAAACGAAUGUGGCAAUCGAUGUCGCCUCUUAGGCAGUUUAGAAAGCUUCCAGAAGAAGUGAUUAAGAAAAUUGAGAAGAAGAACUUUCCAUUUGAGCGGUUGUAUGAUCUGAAUCAUAAUGAAAUAGGAGAGUUAAUCCGUAUGCCCAAGAUGGGCAAAACAAUCCACAAGUAUGUCCACCAAUUUCCUAAACUGGACCUGUCUGUCCAUUUACAGCCAAUAACUAGAUCUACUUUGAAAGUAGAAUUGACCAUUACACCAGAUUUUCAGUGGGAUGAAAAGGUUCAUGGGUCUUCUGAGGCUUUCUGGAUUUUGGUUGAAGAUGUUGACAGCGAGGUCAUACUUCAUCAUGAAUAUUUCCUACUAAAGGCAAAAUAUGCCCAGGAUGAGCAUCUUGUAACUUUUUUUGUGCCUGUCUUUGAGCCACUGCCACCCCAGUACUUCAUCCGUGUUGUAUCUGACCGAUGGUUGUCUUGUGAAACACAAUUGCCUGUUUCAUUCCGUCACCUUAUUCUUCCGGAGAAAUAUCCCCCACCCACAGAGCUUCUGGAUUUACAACCUCUUCCAGUAUCUGCCUUACGAAACAGUGCUUUUGAAGCCUUGUAUCAAGACAAAUUCCCCUUCUUCAACCCAAUCCAGACACAAGUUUUUAAUGCAGUUUAUAACAGUGAUGAUAAUGUGUUUGUUGGUGCUCCCACUGGUAGUGGAAAGACUAUCUGUGCAGAAUUUGCUAUUCUAAGAAUGUUACUCCAAAAUUCAGAGGGCCGAUGUGUAUAUAUUACACCCAUGGAAGCCUUGGCUGAACAGGUUUUUGCUGACUGGUAUGAUAAGUUUCAAGAAAAUCUGAAUAGGAGAGUUGUACUUUUAACUGGUGAGACGAGCACAGACCUCAAGCUGCUGGGAAAGGGAGAUAUCAUCAUCAGCACCCCUGAGAAGUGGGAUAUCCUGUCUCGACGCUGGAAGCAGCGAAAAAAUGUGCAAAAUGUCAGCCUUUUCAUUAUUGAUGAAACUCAUCUUAUUGGGGGCGAAAAUGGACCCGUUCUUGAAGUAAUCUGUUCCCGUAUGCGGUACAUCUCCUCUCAGAUUGAGCGGCCAAUUAGAAUAGUUGCUCUCAGCUCCUCCCUUUCCAAUGCAAAAGAUGUUGCACAUUGGUUGGGUUGCAGUACCACAGCAACCUUCAAUUUCCACCCAAAUGUCCGACCAAUUCCUUUGGAGCUUCACAUUCAGGGAUUUAAUGUGAGCCACACCCAGACACGUCUGUUAUCCAUGGCAAAACCUGUGUAUCAUGCCAUUAUGAAGCAUGCCCCCUCCAAACCUGUCAUCGUGUUUGUACCAUCUCGCAAGCAGACACGAUUAACUGCAAUUAAUAUUCUUACUUAUUGUGCAGCUGAUGUGUUGCCGCGAAGGUUUCUUCACUGCACAGAAAGGGAUUUAGCACCCUAUGUGGAAAAACUGAGUGACAAGAACCUAAAAGAGACUUUGUCCAGUGGUGUAGGUUACUUGCAUGAAGGACUUAGUCCAUUGGAGCGCCGGAUUGUUGAGCAGCUCUUCAUGUCUGGUGCCAUACAAGUGAUGGUAGCCUCACGUAGUCUGUGCUGGGGGAUGAACAUAUCUGCGCAUCUCGUCAUCAUCAUGGACACCCAGUAUUAUAAUGGCAAGAUUCAUGCGUAUGUGGAUUACCCAAUUUAUGAUGUUCUUCAAAUGGUAGGAAGGGCUAAUCGCCCCCUUCUGGAUGAUGAGGGUCGCUGUGUCAUUAUGUGCCAAGGAUCCAAAAAGGAUUUCUUCAAGAAGUUUCUUUAUGAGCCCCUUCCAGUGGAGUCUCAUCUAGACCACUGCCUUCAUGACCACUUCAAUGCUGAAAUAGUCACAAAAACAAUAGAAAAUAAGCAGGAUGCUGUGGAUUACCUCACAUGGACAUUCCUGUACCGUAGGAUGACUCAGAACCCUAACUAUUACAAUCUGCAAGGUAUGUCACACAGGCACUUGUCGGACCACCUGUCGGAGCUUGUAGAGCAGACUCUGACUGACCUGGAGCAGUCCAAGUGUAUCAGCAUAGAGGAUGAGAUGGAUGUGGCACCACUAAAUCUGGGCAUGAUUGCAGCUUAUUACUACAUCAACUACACCACCAUAGAACUUUUCAGCAUGUCUCUCAAUGCUAAAACUAAGAUCAGAGGACUUAUUGAAAUAAUCUCUAAUGCAGCAGAAUAUGAAAACAUUCCAAUUAGACAUCAUGAGGACACACUCCUUCGACAGUUGGCUCAGAAAGUCCCACACAAGCUGAACAAUCCUAAAUUCAACGAUCCGCAUGUGAAGACCAACCUUCUCCUCCAAGCACAUCUCUCCAGGAUGCAACUGAGUGCUGAGCUCCAGUCAGACACGGAAGAAAUUCUUAGCAAGGCAAUUCGUUUGAUUCAAGCCUGUGUGGAUGUGUUAUCUAGCAAUGGCUGGUUGAGUCCUGCCUUGGCAGCCAUGGAGCUGGCUCAGAUGGUGACCCAAGCUAUGUGGUCAAAGGACUCCUACUUGAAGCAGCUGCCCCACUUCAGUUCAGAGCACAUUAAGCGCUGCACAGACAAGGGGAUAGAAAGUAUCUUUGAUAUUAUGGAGAUGGAGGAUGACGAGCGUAGUGCUCUACUGCAGAUGUCAGACAACCAAAUUGCAGAUGUGGCCCGCUUUUGUAAUCGCUAUCCUAAUAUUGAACUGUCUUAUGAAGUUGCAGAGAGAGACAAUAUUAAGAGUGGAGGUCCUGUGGUGGUUCUUGUGCAGCUGGAGAGAGAAGAAGAAGUGACAGGACCAGUCAUUGCUCCCUUGUUUCCUCAGAAACGUGAAGAGGGCUGGUGGGUUGUGAUUGGAGAUCCCAAAUCAAACAGUCUCAUCUCCAUCAAGCGCUUGACUCUGCAGCAGAAGGCCAAGGUUAAGUUAGACUUUGUUGCUCCCGCCUUAGGCAUCCACAAUUAUACUUUGUACUUCAUGAGUGAUGCCUACAUGGGAUGUGACCAAGAAUACAAAUUCAGCGUGGAUGUGAAGGAGGCAGACAGCGAAGGAGACAGUGAUUCAGACUAAGGUGGCACUGUGGUUUUACUCUGGACAGUUCUGAUGCCAUCUACAGUUGACAGUUUGUACGAGUGUCCGCGUCAUUCCGGCAUGAAUACAGAGAUGUACAGCGUCAGGUUUAUUGUUAAGUUUUAUUAUCAUGCAGCUUUAAAUUAUAUCCACAUUAUUUCUGUAAUGCAUACACCAUAAAUUGUGGAUAGAAAUCUAAAAAAAAAAAUUUUGUACAGCUUUUCUUUUUUUUCUUUUUUUAUAGUGUAAAAA